UUAAACUUCCUCUUUGCAUGAAACUUCCUCUUUUAGGCGGCAGGGUUGCCUAGUGGUUAGAGCGUUGGACUAGUCCCCGAGCUGACAAGGAAAGUCUCUCAGACGCAUGUGUGCUGUGACGAGCCUAUGAGAUAAGCAACAAGUUAAUGGCUCUGUGGGUAAACGAAACAGAAAAAUCAAGGGUCUCAGACUGUGUUGGUUCUCAGUAGCAACUGACUGCCUGAAAACUUCCAAUGGAGCCAACAAAUAUACAGAAAGCUAUAGCUGUAGCACAGAAAGCCUCCCAGGAGGACCAGGCUGGGAACUACACAGAGGCUAUCAAAUCUUACCAACACGCUGUCAAGUACUUCCUGCACAUUGUAAAACGUGAACCACAAGGUAAAGAGGGCAACCAGAAGAUCAGGGAAAAGUGUAAACUGUACCUGGACAGAGUGGAAGAACUACAGGAGUAUAUCGAAAAUAAAGAGAAAGCCAUAGAUCUGGCCAGCAAGGCGGCCCAGGAGGAUAAAGCUCAGAAUUACGACGAGGCCCUGCGUUUAUACCAACAAGCUGUUCAGUACUUCCUACACGUAGUGAAAUAUGAAUCCCAGGGCGAUAAAGCCAAACAGAGCAUCAGGGCCAAGUGUGCCGAGUACCUGGACAGAGCAGAGAAGCUCAAAGAAUACCUAAAGAAGAAAGAGAAGGCUCCACCUGCCAAACCUGUGAAGGAGUCCCAAGCCGAUGACAAAGGGAAUGAGAGCGAUGAAGGAGACAACCCAGAAAAAAAGAAGUUUCAAAACCAACUUUCAGGGGCUAUCGUUAUGGAAAAGCCAAACAUCAAGUGGAAUGAUGUUGCCGGAUUAGAGGGAGCCAAAGAGGCCCUGAAGGAAGCUGUAAUUUUGCCAAUCAAAUUCCCACAUCUUUUCACAGGCAAAAGAACGCCGUGGAGGGGGAUCCUACUCUUCGGUCCUCCUGGAACAGGAAAGUCCUACCUGGCUAAAGCUGUGGCCACAGAGGCCAACAACUCCACCUUCUUUUCCAUCUCCUCAUCUGACCUGGUAUCCAAGUGGUUGGGAGAGAGUGAAAAGUUGGUAAAGAACUUGUUCACCCUUGCACGGGAGCACAAGCCCUCCAUCAUCUUCAUAGAUGAGAUAGACUCGCUGUGCGGCUCCAGGAGUGAGAAUGAGAGUGAGGCAGCUCGCCGCAUCAAGACAGAGUUCCUGGUUCAGAUGCAGGGGGUUGGGAAUGACAACGAUGGUGUACUGGUGCUCGGGGCCACCAACAUCCCUUGGACGUUGGACUCUGCUAUCAGAAGACGGUUUGAGAAGAGGAUCUACAUCCCCCUGCCCGAAGAACACGCCCGCACCUUCAUGUUCAAGCUCCACCUGGGCGCCACACCCACCAGCCUCAAUGACUCUGACUUUGUCACCCUGGGAAAGAAGACAGACGGGUACUCAGGGGCUGACGUCAGCGUCAUCGUCAGAGACGCGCUUAUGCAACCAGUCAGAAAAGUUCAGUCAGCCACUCACUUCAAGCGGGUACGAGGGCCAUCGAGAGACAACCCCGACAUCAUGGUAGAUGACCUUUUGACCCCAUGCUCUCCAGGAGACCCGAAUGGCAUCGAGAUGACAUGGAUGGAAGUCCCUGGGGAAAAGCUAUGUGAGCCAGUUGUUUGUAUGUCUGAUAUGUUGAGAUCCCUGACCAGCACAAAGCCAACAGUCAAUGAUCAGGAUCUGGACAAACUGAGAAAAUUCACAGAGGACUUUGGACAGGAGGGCUAAAUUGGGUCAUUUUAGCCAAACCAAAGCAAAUAUUAUUGAUUGUCAAGUGUUCCUUCUCUCCUCUCCGUCUUUUUCCCACUCUCCCCCUCAGGCUCUGUUGGCUUAUCACAUGACUGCUCUACUAAUAGAAAUAUAAUUACUAGAACGGACCUCUCCAUUUAAGUAAUCUAUUUCUUUGGCUCGACUGAGCUUGGUCCAUUGGCCACAAGGGGUUAAACAAAGACGGGUAUUUUCUUAGAUGCUCCCCAUGUCCAAAGGAUUAUGGAUCUCUUCACAUGUCUGAGGUAGACUAGAUUGGUGAAUGGAAAGCUACAUGGCAAAUAGGAGCAUUGGUGCAGCACCUUGGGCUGAAUCCUAAUAUGUAAACAAUGCUCAACUCGAGCAUUUGCAUACUU
This is a messenger RNA of Oncorhynchus keta (chum salmon), 2155 nucleotides long. RefSeq names its product vacuolar protein sorting-associated protein 4B. The transcript is spliced from 14 exons. Gene Ontology annotation, biological process: vacuole organization; endosomal transport. Bases 234 to 1760 code for a protein of 508 amino acids. Lineage: Eukaryota; Metazoa; Chordata; Actinopteri; Salmoniformes; Salmonidae. Gene Ontology annotation, molecular function: ATP hydrolysis activity; ATP binding. The record is from RefSeq and is a predicted model, not a curated record.